This is a messenger RNA of Ochotona princeps (American pika), 1555 nucleotides long. RefSeq names its product gasdermin D (gene GSDMD). Gene Ontology annotation, molecular function: phosphatidylserine binding; phosphatidylinositol-4,5-bisphosphate binding; phosphatidylinositol-4-phosphate binding. The record is from RefSeq and is a predicted model, not a curated record. Lineage: Eukaryota; Metazoa; Chordata; Mammalia; Lagomorpha; Ochotonidae. Bases 27 to 1460 code for a protein of 477 amino acids. Gene Ontology annotation, biological process: defense response to bacterium; pyroptotic inflammatory response. Gene Ontology annotation, cellular component: NLRP3 inflammasome complex. The transcript has 10 exons.
GCUGUUCGCCCACUCCCAUCAGGAGCAUGCCGUCUGCCUUUGAGAGGGUGGUCCGGAGCGUGGUCCGGGAGCUGGACAACACAGGGCAGUUCACCCCUGUGGACAGUCUGGGCAGCUCCAGCAGCUUCCGGCCCUACUCCCUGCUGCACAGGAAGCCCUCCAGGUCCUGGUUCUGGAAGCCCCGCUACACUUGUGUCAACAUGUCAAUCAAGGACAUCCUGGAGCCCGAGGCCCCAGAACCAGACUUGGAGUGCGUGGGCCCCUUCCUCUUCUGUGAUGCCACGGACGGGCAGCUAGAGGGCAGUGUACAGCUGGCAGGCCCUGGCCGGGGGAGCAUUGCAGCCGAGGCUGCAGUUUCCAAAAGCCACAACACCUCUAUGAACGUGUGCCGGCUCCUAGUGGACUCCAAGACCUUGGAGAGUCUGCACCGGGAUAGGCGACUGCGGCGCCCAGAACCCAAGAUCCUGCAGCAGCUGCGCCAACGUGGGGACAAUGUGUUUGUGGUGACGGAGGUGCUGCAGACCCAGCAAGAGGUCCAAGUCACCCAGGCUGGCAGGCUGGAGGGCUCAGGCCAGUUGGGAGUGCCUGGAGCCAUGUCCUUUGAGGGCAAGGGCCAGGGCCACCUGAGCCGGAAGAGGACAGUCACCAUUCCUGAGGGCAGCAUCCUUGCCUUCCGGGUGGCCCAGCUGAUCAUUGACUCUGACUGGGACUUACUUUUCAUCCCAGAGAAGAAGCAAAGGACCUUCCAGGGGCCCGGCAGAGAUGACGCAUCCUCCCAAUCCUGUGUGGCAAGGUGCAGCCUUAAACACUUUGAAUUUGAGGAAGAUGGGUCUGACAAGGAGUCAGGGUCGACUGAAGACUUCCGGGGGCUGAAGGCAGAGGUGGAGGACAUAGGCCGCCAGCUGCUGUGCAUGGAUGCCACACUGAGCCAGAAGCUGCUGGGGGGCCUGGCCGCAGCACUGAGGGACCCCGCGGCCCUGGGAGCCCUGGAGGAGCUGCUGGAGCAGGGCCUGCGUGGCAAGCAGCUCCAGCCCCUGGACGGGGUGACCAGUGCAGUGCUCGAGUGCCUGAUGCUGUCCUCUGGGGAGCUGGUGGAGGAAAUCGCUGACCCGGUCCUGUACCUGUUGGGGGCACUGACCGUACUGAGUGGCAAUCAGCAGGAGCUGCUGGCUGAGGUGGCGCUGGACACAGAGGCCCUGGCGUGCCAUCUGCAGCUGGUACACAACCUUCUGGAGCAGAGCACCCCCUGGCAGGAGCCCAGCAUCAUAACCCUGCCCACCGGUCUGCUGGAGAGAGGCUGGGAUGAGAACCAGCCUGCCUGGACCCUGCUGGAGGAGUGUGGCCACGAGCUGCAGGCAGCCGCCCCGCACGUGCACUGGGAGCCCCAGGCCCAGGACCGCACAUGUGCACUCUACACCUGCCUGGCGUUUCUGUGUGGCCUGAGCCGGCAGCUCCGCUAGGUUGCUGGCUGUGUGUGAGGCCAGGUGCUGGGGCAGCAGUAAAUGCGGUGUGUGAAGGGACAGUUUGAGGAUGUUUCUGAGGGCCUGGUUGGGGC